Molecule: messenger RNA, 893 nt
Organism: Acomys russatus (golden spiny mouse)
Lineage: Eukaryota; Metazoa; Chordata; Mammalia; Rodentia; Muridae
Gene: Rnf151
Product: ring finger protein 151
Exons: 4
Coding region: 1-843 (280 amino acids)
Biological process (GO): regulation of canonical NF-kappaB signal transduction; tumor necrosis factor-mediated signaling pathway; protein K63-linked ubiquitination
Cellular component (GO): plasma membrane signaling receptor complex
Molecular function (GO): zinc ion binding; ubiquitin-protein transferase activity
Source: RefSeq, a predicted model, not a curated record
AUGCUCGCGCGGGCGCCUUGUGGUCCGCCUGGCGUCCACGAGUUCCUGUUGCAGCUCUUCCUUUCAGUGCUUGGGCAGGGGCUUGGAGCCUUGGCAUUAACGCUGACCCGGCUUUUGCAGAGUGGUGGGUACGAUCUCAACCUCUUUACCAGCCCUCCUGACUGCAAUUUCCUGUGUUCCAUCUGCCAUGGGGUUUUCAAGAGGCCGAUGAGGUUGCCAUGCAGUCACGUCUUCUGCAAAAAGUGCAUCUUGCAGUGGCUAGCCAGACAAAACACCUGUCCAUGCUGUAGAAAAAAGGUGAAAAGGAGAAAGAUGGUCCAGGUGAACAGACUCCAGAAAACCAUUGGUCGCCUACAAGUCAAGUGCAAGAAUGCUGCAGCUGGGUGCUUGGUGACAUGCCCUCUGGCUCGUCGCAAAGGGCACCAGGACGCAUGUCCCUUCGAGCUGAUGGCCUGCCCCAAUGAGGGCUGCACUGUGCAGGUUCUGCGCGGAGUCCUGGAUGAUCACCGACUGCAUUGCCAGCAGGGCGGGCCGCAGCGCUGCCCCUUAGGCUGUGGAGCCACUCUGGACGCCUCGGAGCGUGAGCAACACAACUGUUACCGCGAGCUACGUGACGCUUGGAUCCAGCGCCACGAGCGCAACCGGACCCUGUUGUUGAACCUGUUGGGGCGGGUGCAUCGAGUUUACCGCAGCACCAACUUCAUCCGCCGACAGCUGGCCCAGCUGGGUAACUUCCUAGAGGAUGACUCCCAGCUCCUGAGUGCCUGGGUACAGGAGACUGGGGUGGCCCCGGAGACUGAGAUGUGGGGUGCGCGGGGCCAAAAUGUCUUACAGAGGAAUUAAAUAAACGCUGAGCCCAAGCCUGGCCCACCUCACACCUCAUGUCCUCUGUG